AUGACUUCAGGCCUCAAGAGACAGGAAGUCCUCCCCUGUGGGCCUGAAGGAGUCAGCUCACAGCCUCUCGAGAGAGAAGAUUUCUGUUUAACGAAAAUGGUGGCUUCGACAGUAAGCCCUCUCUCUCUGUUGAGAAGAUCUACCCAUCCGCCUGGACGUCCUGCUCUCUGUGUGUCUGUUGAUGUUGGUAGACAUCUUAAAUAUGUUUUUGCGGUGCAAGAUGAGACGACAAUUCUCCUUUUAUGCAUCCUCUUCUACAUUCCUGGGAGUAGAAGGCAGACGAGAGAGUAUCUGCCAGAGGGUCGCCUGAUUGUUCCCGCCAUUGGACCAGAGUCGGUUAGUGUGGGAGUUUCCCAUGGCAGCAAAUCAGUCGGCAGGCUGGGAUUGCGUACAUUCUGCACCCGAGAUGAAGGGAAAACGGCAUUGUUGGCAACCUCGCUAGUCGUCGCAACAGAAGAGGCUGCUUUGCCUCGAUACUCUGACAUAUUUGCUGUCGCUACACCACGCGACACAUGC
Molecule: messenger RNA, 516 nt
Organism: Protopolystoma xenopodis
Lineage: Eukaryota; Metazoa; Platyhelminthes; Monogenea; Polystomatidea; Polystomatidae
Source: the annotation of a GenBank genome assembly